UCGAGUGCCAGGUUCAGAGCCCGGCAGGUGGCUGGCCAGACCCUGACAGUGUUCAGUGAGGAGGGGCUGGACUGGGCUGGACUGGGCUCAUCCGGCUAGCUUAGCUUGUUCGGAGAUGCACCGUGACACCGGUUCACAUGACAAGAGCAGUUUAAGGGGUGAGUAACAGUUGGUCCAGAGGUCAGAAGAGGUCACAGGCAGCACGGCGCUGAAUGUCCAUGACAGCUUCAUGGGCCUGAAGGACCAUCUGGAUGAUGGAGCAGGCCACAUCCUCGACCUGGGGCUGGAUCCGGACUAUCUCCAUGUGAAGGCUGUAGACCGGCAGGUCGGUGCAGAUGCCCUUUCCAGAAUGGACAGGGGCUCAUUGGACACCAGCGAGGAAGGAGCACCCAGCUCUGGGAGAUGUCCUUCUUCGUCCCGGGGUGACUCUGAGGACAGCUGUGGAUCUGAUGGCGAGGUGGAGCAGGGCUGUACUCUUGCUCCAAGCGACAGAUCAGCUCGAGCUGUACAUCCGCCACUUUGCCGCUCUCCAUGUCUGGAUCUGGAUUCCCCAGGGCUGCCGGAAGUGACGCAGGAUAAUCCAAACACUGAAAAUUCUCUAAGGGAGUACCAGACCAAGUUGGAGUUCGCUCUAAAGCUAGGUUAUGCUGAGGACUUGGUCCAAUUGGUAUUAAGCAAGCUCGGGUCAGACGCGCUAAUCAAUGACAUCCUAGGGGAGCUGGUGAAACUUGGAAGCAAGUCAGACAAUGACAGUGGCGCGACGACUUCAUCCACUUCCACUUCUUUGUCUUUAGCGUCUUCCGGGUCAUCGUCGUCUUCAGCAUGUAGCUUCUCAGACUCGACCGAUUUGCGAUGCUCUGAAUCGCCAGCACAGUCAAUCCUGGAUGACAAGGAUAACCUACGCCCCAUAGUUGUGGAUGGAAGCAAUGUAGCCAUGAGCCAUGGCAACAAGGAGGUGUUUUCUUGCCAAGGUAUACAGCUUGCAGUGGACUGGUUCCUUGAACGUGGCCACAAAGACAUCACAGUAUUCGUACCAGCGUGGAGAAAAGAGCAGUCCCGACCUGACGCUCUCAUCACAGAUCAAGAGAUCCUGAGGCGACUGGAGAAGGACAAGAUCCUGGUCUUCACACCCUCUCGCCGGGUCCAGGGGCGUAGGGUGGUGUGCUACGAUGACCGGUUCAUCGUCAAGUUGGCUUACGAAUCGGAUGGCAUCAUUGUCUCCAAUGACAACUACAGGGAUUUGGCCGUGGAAAAACCAGAGUGGAAGAAGUUUAUUGACGAACGACUUCUCAUGUACUCGUUUGUCAAUGAUAAGUUCAUGCCUCCUGAUGAUCCCCUUGGUCGGCAUGGCCCCAGCCUUGAGAACUUCCUGAGAAAAAGGCCUAUCAUCCCAGAACACAAAAAACAGCCUUGUCCAUAUGGAAAGAAGUGCACUUAUGGUCACAAGUGCAAAUUCUACCACCCAGAGCGUGGCACCCAGCCCCAGCGCGCCGUAGCCGACGAGCUGCGUGCUAGUGCCAAGACCUCUGCAGCCAAAGGCACAAAUGAGUCCGGCCUUGUGAAAAGCCACAGUGUUCCUGGAGGCUCUCGUAAUGAUAAAACCGGUGACGGAAAGCGUUCACACUCAAAGCGGCAGUCGGACCCCAGUGUCCGCACCCUUUCAUACGGUGACGUGGAGGACAAGCUGAGCUCCAAAACCAAAGCAGACCCCCAGAACAGCAGCUUGACCCUACCCCCUGCACCAGGUGGGCCCCCUUCCUGCCACACUCACACACAAGACCAGAGAGAACAGCUGACAUGCUUUUCCAAAAGUCACGCAGUGCCAGCUUUCCCUCAGACAGACUCCUACCCCACCUGUGAGUCUCCGGACCUCAGCUACUACUCCCUUGUUCGUGGCUACUCUGGCCUCAGCUUGUCCACCCAAAGGAGCCCAGAGCGACCUUUCCUUUCUGAUAUGGAUGCACGGCUCAGUUCCGUGGCAUCUGACUGCAGCAGCGAGGGCAGCGCCAGCUCUGAUUCGUAUGGCACGGUGCCUCCUGGUGAGCGCUCCUGCAUGAGCUCGCCUGACUCACUGUUGGACGAUGGGCUCAAGUGUCAUCAUUACCACCACCUCCACCACCACCGCAGGCAGUACCCGCUGCCCAUGUUCCUGCCUCCACCACCCAACCACCACCACCAGAGCCGUGUGCUCUCCCCAGUCCCUUCGACUCACCCAGGGUACCACCACGGGAUGGCCCGCGGACUCAGCUUCACACAAGACGACCAGUCUCCGGAGCCCCACUUCAAGCACUCAGUGUCAUACAUUAGCCCACAAGUUCAGCACCAGAUGAUCGGUGCAAGAUCCAGUUGUCCUGGAGAGUACCCUCCUCAGAGUUCCCCACUGAGUCGCGGACUGGCAUCCACACGUCUUGACAGCGUGUCUGACUCCAGGCUCUAUGAGCGUUCACCCCUUUUGGCCAGGAAGCCCUUCACAGACCAGGAGAGGCUGGCUAGCUGGGAGCCAUACUAUCAGCAGCCCUGCUAUGAGCCAUUCACCUUUCAGAGCCUCCCAGAAAACAGGCAGCAAGCAUGGCGGGUGCCUUGGGGACAAACUCCUCUUCAUCCUUCGCCUCCUCAUCCAUCCCAUAAUCCCCACCAGCACCAGGAACCACCUGUCCUCGGUCGCUACCAGGAAUCGCGUGAGAAAGUGUUUGUCAACCUGUGCAACAUCUUUCCCACUGAGCUUGUGCGCCUGGUCAUGGGCCGUUAUCCUCACGUUACCGAUGCCCAACAGCUGGCAGCCGCUAUCUUGGCUGAAAAGAGCCAGGCUGGAUACUAACAACUCUUGCAAACGAUUGGAAGUGUAGCAAAUAUAUUGAGUUCAAUUAACUUGUUUUUCCUGAGGAUUACAGAGGCAUCUACAAGGGAUUGUCCAGGCCUUGAUUGGUCAUACAGUGCUUCCAUUUGGAGGUUUUUACAAGGUUUUGAUGGAAACCUGUAAACAUGCUCGUUGUGAGGACGAGCCAUGUCUUACUCGGAUUUCUUACUUGACUCAGUUUGAAGUCUGUCAAGUUGAGGUUUUUUUUUUCCCCCCCCAGCAGUGGAGCCAUAACUGCUAGUAGCAAUUUGUCUACCUGAAGUGUGAAUGUGGAAAUGAGUGUGACAUUAUUUAUUUUAGUCUAUAUAUAUAUAUUUCCAGCAAGAUUUUGCUUUAUGUUGACCAUUUGGUUCAGGUGAGCAUGUACUGAUUCACAAGGCACUUUUACAUUGCUGUUUAUCAAAUGUAAAGUUGAUAGCUUAUGUCAAUCAAACAAGAACUGAUGGAAGGCCAGAUGAUUUGUAGGAUUGAACUGCAUACUGAGAUCAGGUGGUUGUCGCUGAUGCAGAAAUUGGGCUCACGUGGGGGAAAAAAUGACCAAAUAAAGAGCGAGCAAAGGGCAGGACCCUGUUUACUAUAAAAUUUUUUAAUUUAAAGUCAGUUGAAAUACAUUCCCACAAUAUCUGGCCUUUCAUAAUCCUUGUGAUAUAAUGCCUACUCUCACUUGAAAUUUGAUGUUUUGUUUUUAUUUAGUUUCUCAAAAUUGCUUUCCCCAUAACCAAUUUUUGAAUCAAGAAUCAUUGGGUCUUUGGGGACGCGCACCAGUAGCUGGCCCAGUACUCACUGCGCUUUCUUUUAGUAGUAAGGUUGUGUUAAAUUAUCAUCGUUUAUUUCUUACAGGAAUCGUUUAAGCUUUGUUGCUUUGAGACGUUUUAUUCAUGUGUGGAUGUGUGAUCAUGACUGAGAGCUUGGGUGGAAAAUCUCAUCAACCAUCAAAUUGCAUCAUAUUACCAGUGUUAAUAGAUUCAGUGGCAGAGUUUCCCAAAAGGGGCGUGGUUUUUAGAAGUAACCUUGACUCAGCACUUUUUGGGAAACUUUCGCCGUGGUCCAUAGCCACAGGUGUAGUGUAGGUGAGACAGACGCCACCAGUCUGUCUUCGUACCUUAGUUUUAGUAAGGGAUGUCUCUGGCCUCACAUAUCGAGUGGCACGCUACAGUCACUCGUCAUCUUCAUCCCGGUGCUGUACAAGCAGUAACGAGGGAAAACCUGAUUGGGUGAGAAGAUCGAGAGUCGCACGUUCGAGAACUUCCAAUGAGACGUUUGUGUGUGUUACUGACGUGUCCCGUGGUAGCCAGAGAAUACCUGUCCUCGUUGAUACAAAUUGUAUCUUUUUUUUAAACUUUAAAAAAAAAAAAGGAAAAAAAAAAAGGAAAAAAAAAAAGACAUUUAUAUACAUAUUAAUCUAUGGAUAAAAUAUAUUCACAAAGUUAUGUACAAUAUGUAGUACUUGUGUAAUUUAAGAUAUUUUUGGCAACAUUUUAUCAUUACUUCAAGGACGAAGGUUGAAGCCUUUCCUUCAUUUGUUGUUUUUUUUUUGUUUUUUUUUGGUGGGCUAAAAAGAGCAUCAAAUGCAUCUUUUAAAAAGGAUAGAGGGUAUUACCAUGAAGAUAUUUACUAAUUAUUUUAUUUAUUUAUUUUAUUUGGAAGCAAAGGGUUAUUUAUGGUCUAUACCUAGAAUUAAAAAGAAUGGGUUUUGGGGGAAUGAAGUUUUUUAUUUUACAAUUUUAUGAGGCAAAAUGAUUAAUUCUAUGUAUUAUUAGGUUUUAAUUUGUUUUCUGCUGAUAUGGUUCUAAGUGGUUUUCCAAAAGCUUUAUUAUUAUAAUGAUUGUACUCAUAUGGUAGCGAGCGGAUGCUUGCUGAACCAUAUGAUUGGUUAUUAGGCCAUGAUGCUUCUGGAAGACUUGUAAACUAAAAAAAACACAAAAAAAACAAAAAAAAACACACACACAUUUUCCGUAUUUGCCUGUGGAACAAAACAAAAAUUGAUCACACAGACCUCGUGUUUUACCUGAAAAUAUUAUCCGAUGCAUUUCAAGAGGGCUGGGCUCUUUGGGGGUAAAAUGCUGCCUGAAAUAUUUGUUAGGAGCACCUUUGUUUUGAAAAUGAAGAGCCUUCCCUCGAGCCAGGUGGCACCAUGUGCCAUCGUUGGCAGUGGCGUGGGCAUAGAGUAAAUGCCUCUACACGGCAUUGUGCUUAAGACACAUCUGAAUAAUCUGAACCAUGUUCAGCUUACGAGUUUUCAGGGCCGGCCUUACUGCGGGACGUCCUUAACGCCAGUGUAUUUGCAGAAUAAUUACUACUGUUAUUACCCAAGCAUGCAGCGGACAGUUUUCACUCAAACACACGACAUUAUGGACGUCUUCAGUAAAGUGGCACCAGUUUUCAUAUAUAAAUAUAUAUAUAUAAAAGUUGUUGUUUUUUUUGGUGUUUUUUUCUCUCUCAUUGUGCUAUGCUGUAAUCAAAGCUUCUGUGGACUUGCUGUGAGUUAAUGUUACGCCUUGUCCAUCAAGUCUCUCAGAGCUUUGCUAAAGCUUGUUGUGGAAACGUAUACAGGCUAAUUGCAAAACCAGUUUCCCGUGAUGCGCAUCCCGAUCCGCGGAACGACUCGCACAGGGAGAAGACUAAAGCCGAACGCCUUUCCACGUAGAUGUAUCGGAAGGUUCAGUAAUUACUCAUUGAUUCAUGAGAUGUAGGCUUUACGCUCAAGGACCAAAGUGAACAGUGAAGUAGUCAGCGCUAGGAUUCAGAAGACCCGAUGAUCCAUAGUGCAUUCGUUGGUCCAAAGCAAGAUAGUCUUUCAGAUUCUUUUUUUUUUUAAAAAAACGGAUGAAGUUAUACUGUUGGAGAGGGGGGAAAUAGUCCGGGAUUUUUAACGAUUUAUGACAGGAAAAUAAGUGGUCUGAACUUUGUUGUUGCUGCAGAACCUGGAGUUUCCAAAUGUGUAUUUUUAUUGAAAUAAAAAUACCAUCAUCAAGUUUCA
Ictalurus punctatus (channel catfish) is the source of this 5837-nucleotide messenger RNA. RefSeq names its product probable ribonuclease ZC3H12C. NCBI's taxonomy places the organism in Eukaryota, Metazoa, Chordata, Actinopteri, Siluriformes, Ictaluridae. Gene Ontology annotation, cellular component: nucleus; cytoplasmic ribonucleoprotein granule. Gene Ontology annotation, molecular function: metal ion binding; mRNA binding; RNA endonuclease activity. Bases 230 to 2818 code for a protein of 862 amino acids. The record is from RefSeq and is a predicted model, not a curated record. The transcript is spliced from 6 exons.